AGCCGCUUUGGCUUGAUCGUAUAUGUAGUUUCGCACGCCUCUCUCUUGUACAGACAGAUCGGCUGCGAUGAACAGCGCUAUGGAUCGGCUCGUUGCGGCAGAGUACAUGGAGCAGAGUCGGCUGUCGUUUGCUUGUGGGGACCCGUAUCCGCCGAUGCAGGAGACCAAGCGCUCGGUGUGCCUGAAUCUCUGCCCGGCUCCCUGGGGCGACGUAGACAAGAACCUUGCAGCAUGCCAGGCAGCUUUCGACGGGUACCAAGAGGACCUGGUUCGCAGCAGCAGCGCCGCUAGCAAACCCCCGCCUCGCACCACCAGUGCGGCUGCCAGGGAGCCGAAGUUCAUGCACCGGCGCUUCCUCGUCGGCACGCGGGUGGAACUGGGGGGAAUGUCUGCUGCAGAGGCCCUGGCCAAGAUGUCAGAGUUCUUGCAGGAGGAGGGCCCCGCCCAGAUCGUCAAGGACGGGGCACAGGGCGGUAGGGCAUCGGUGCACUCGGUUGUCUCCGUUCCCGUCGGUGGUGCGCUCUUGCGGUGCACCGUCAGGUUCAAGGUCUACAGGACAGAGAGCCAGGGCGGGGGCGAUUCGUGUUUGGUGCUGGAGAUCUCGAGGCGCUCUGGGGAUGCGGUGGCUUUUGGCCACGUUUCCACCAGGGCGAGAGACUAUCCAGAUGCCUACGGCAAGCCCAUGAGCGAGAUCCCGGCCCCCCCGCCGCUGGAGUCGCUCCUGGCGAAGUCCGGAGGGCUCGGCCCUUGGGAUGGGUCUGGCCUGCUCACGCUUCUCGGCGAGGCGGAGGCCGCGUCGCUGGCCAUAGCGGCCGGGGUGCUCGCCGCCCCAGUGUGCUAGGCGCGGAGGGGGCGGCCCCUUGGCGGGCCGAGGGCGCGGCUGCAGCAGAGGGCCCCCCUCGCGCAGGUCCAGCACUCGAAGACGCGUGAUCGCGAGGGCGAGGGCGAGGGCUGGGACUGGCCCGUGGGGGAGCGUCGGCCCUCCCUCCCCUCCUUCCCAAGAGGGGCCCGGCCUCCCCCAGUCGCACCCGGGAGCAUCCCCGGGUCCGGUCUCGCUGGCCGAGGGCCCGUCGCCGCUCUGUCGGCGAGGCGUGGCCGAUUCCAAGUCGAUGCUUCCCCGACGGAGCCAGUCCCCGACUGAGCACUCGAAGAUGGCACAACGUCGCAGACAUGUCAUCGUGCUUUUAUGCACUGUUUUAUACCGAUCGGCGCGGGCCCUCGGUGCCCCCCCUCCCCCCCCCUCCCGUGGAGUAGACACUGGCUGUCUUAAGCGCCUGUUUCGAGCAGAUGGAGCCUCUCCCCCACAGGACCAGCUCUGGCAUCCCAGCGGCGCCUCCGGCGGCGCCCCAGGCGCGCCCGGCAGGGGGAGAUCCAUGCAACUUGCGCGGGCCCCCCGAGAGUGAACGUUUCAGCUGUUUUCUUGUCUUGUCCUCCGAAUACAGAAGAGGCCAUGCCCCCUGAUGCCGCUCGCGCCGCUGCUGCUCCCGCCUCGUCCUCGGAGAAGCUGGUCCAGGGUCGGGAUAAAAAUCAUGGGCAUGGGCGGCUCCCA
Prorocentrum cordatum is the source of this 1549-nucleotide messenger RNA. NCBI's taxonomy places the organism in Eukaryota, Dinophyceae, Prorocentrales, Prorocentraceae. The record is from the annotation of a GenBank genome assembly.